AUGACUCGGAAACAUGGAGGCUCUGCUUUAUUAUUGGUAGGCUGUGUUAUUGGUCUUUACGCGUCGUUUGUGUCGUGGUCUGUUCUUCAAGAGCGAAUCAAUACCAUACCAUAUGGAGUUGAUGAAUAUGGUAAACCAAUCUUCUUUAACGCUUCAUUAGUGGUUAACGCGGCCCAGGCCUUGUUUGCAGCCUUAAUAGGACUGCUCUAUUCCUUAGUAGCUUAUCAACGCAACCCCUUUGAUGUGUUCACCAAGAAUGAUGGACAAACUGGGAAUAAGUUGCUACGAUACUUUUGUUUGGUGGCCCUAACAUCUUCAAUUUCAUCUCCUAUUGGCUAUCAACUGAUGAAACACGUUGAUUACUUGGUUUACUUGUUGGCAAAGUCUUGCAAGUUAAUUCCGGUGAUGAUAGUCCACACUGCACUCUAUCGCACUAGAUUUCUGUUGGAGAAACAUGUGGUUGCGCUUAUGGUGACUGCUGGAGUUGCUGUAUUUACAUUGGCACAUUCAAAGAAGAAGCAAGCCUUGUCAGUUGAUGAUAAUGAUCCCAUUUUAGGAGUGUUUUUGUUGGCAGUAUCGAUGAUCUUGGAUGGACUCAUGAAUUCCACUCAAGAUCAGAUCUUCAAAUUACAACGUACCACUAAACUUGAAGCCAAAGUCACGGGUGCUACAUUGAUGACAGUGCUGAACUUAUUAGUAUUUGUUCUUACUGCUGGCUAUACCAUUCUUUUCAAUUUUAACCAGAUCAAGUAUACGGUUGGGUUCAUCCACCGAUACCCAGAAGUACUUUUGAACGUCGUAUCAUUUGCGGCGUUAGGAGCAGUGGGUCAAGUAUUUGUAUUUAUAAUUCUUGAGAAGUUUGAUUCGCUCGUGUUAGUUACAGCCACAGUUACUCGGAAGAUGAUCAGCAUGAUUUUAAGUGUGGUGUUGUUUGGCCACUACUUAAACAUGAGACAAUGGAUUGGUGUUGCUCUUGUGUUUGGAGGAAUUGGAUAUGAAGCUUUGCUGAAGAUAUUAUCCACUAAAAGCACGACUAAAAUGAAGAAGUCGUAA
Messenger RNA from Lizanozyma spartinae, 1053 nucleotides. RefSeq names its product Hut1p (gene HUT1). The transcript has a single exon. Gene Ontology annotation, molecular function: UDP-galactose transmembrane transporter activity; UDP-glucose transmembrane transporter activity. Gene Ontology annotation, biological process: UDP-galactose transmembrane transport. Bases 1 to 1053 code for a protein of 350 amino acids. The record is from RefSeq and is a predicted model, not a curated record. Gene Ontology annotation, cellular component: endoplasmic reticulum membrane; Golgi membrane. Lineage: Eukaryota; Fungi; Ascomycota; Pichiomycetes; Serinales; Debaryomycetaceae.